CACUAUAUUCUCUCGCGCAUGUCAGUGCAGGUGCCCUCUAAAUCCUUCCUUUCGUCCAUGUUGUGAAUCUGUGGCAGCCAUGAGUACGCUACGCCUACAGAAGCGUCUGGCCGCUGCCGUCUUAAAAUGCGGCAAAAACAAAGUAUGGUUAGAUCCCAAUGAAUCUAAUGAAAUAGCAAAUGCCAACUCACGACAAAAUGUGCGCAAACUCAUUAAGGAUGGUCUAAUCAUCCGUAAGCCCGUCGCUGUGCACUCCCGCGCACGUGUGCGCAAGAACACCAUUGCUCGCAGGAAGGGUCGUCACACCGGCACAGGAAAGAGGAAGGGUACGGCUAACGCACGUAUGCCUGUCAAGGUGCUGUGGAUGCGCCGCAUGCGCGUGUUGAGGAGGUUGCUGAAGAGAUACAGAGAUGCCAAGAAGAUCGACAAGCACUUGUAUCAUGAACUGUACCUGAAGUGCAAAGGUAAUGUGUUCAAGAACAAGCGUGUGUUGAUGGAACACAUCCACAAGGAGAAGGAGAGGAAGUCGAGAGUGAAGAUGCUCAACGACCAAGCCGAGGCCAGAAGAACCCGCGUCAAGGACGCCCGCAAACGCCGCGAGGAGAGGAUCGCCCAGAAGCACGCCGAGAUCAUGAAGUCGUACGCCAAGGAAGAGGAGGCAACCAAGAAAUAGACAUCUCAAAUUCCUCAAACAAAAAAACUCUUGUGUACAUUUUAUAAUUUAAAAAAUGAAGAAAAACAUACCCGAAAACAAUGUGUACAAAAGGAAUAAAUGUCCCUCGAAGAGAA
Messenger RNA from Lingula anatina, 789 nucleotides. Its product is annotated as large ribosomal subunit protein eL19-like. The record is from RefSeq and is a predicted model, not a curated record. Gene Ontology annotation, molecular function: RNA binding; structural constituent of ribosome. Gene Ontology annotation, biological process: translation. Gene Ontology annotation, cellular component: ribosome; cytosolic large ribosomal subunit. Lineage: Eukaryota; Metazoa; Brachiopoda; Lingulata; Lingulida; Lingulidae.